Lobosporangium transversale is the source of this 2676-nucleotide messenger RNA. RefSeq lists its product as hypothetical. Gene Ontology annotation, biological process: ribosome biogenesis; endonucleolytic cleavage of tricistronic rRNA transcript (SSU-rRNA, 5.8S rRNA, LSU-rRNA); maturation of SSU-rRNA from tricistronic rRNA transcript (SSU-rRNA, 5.8S rRNA, LSU-rRNA). Gene Ontology annotation, molecular function: GTPase activity; GTP binding; U3 snoRNA binding. Gene Ontology annotation, cellular component: preribosome, small subunit precursor; nucleus. NCBI's taxonomy places the organism in Eukaryota, Fungi, Mortierellomycota, Mortierellomycetes, Mortierellales, Mortierellaceae. Bases 60 to 2501 code for a protein of 813 amino acids. The record is from RefSeq and is a predicted model, not a curated record. The transcript has 6 exons.
UGGCUCUACAUUGAAGCCGACUUGUUCUGUCCUUUGCAUUCGCUAUACAUUCUUUCACAAUGUCGGAACAGCACCACCAGCAUCGUUCCAACACAAAGCUCAAGCAGCAGAACAAGCCCUUCAAGUCAAAACAUCAAACCAAGGGUAGUUUGAGGGACAAAGCCAAAGGCAAAGUCGAGCGUGUGUCAAUUAAAAACCACUCUGCGAAGUUAUUCCCUAAUAAGACUGAUCGUCGCAAUGCUGCCAAAUUGCUACAGCAAAAGAAGCGUGAGGAGCUGUUUCGAAAAACUAAGAUUUUUGAUGGAAAAAAUGGGACACCCAAAGUCGUUGCCGUCGUUGCUCUUUGCCCUGAUGUCAGCGCCGAUGAUGCUGUUGCAAAGGUGUUUGCCAGUGUAGACCAAGUCCCUGCUAACAAAGGAACAGUUCUCAUGACGACGGACCGUUUCAAGCAGAAACUUCAAUUUGUUCCACUUCAGCGCAACUACAUUGAUAUCAUGGACGCUGCUAAAGUAGCUGAUUUUUUGCUCUUUGUGAUGUCUGCAGUGGAGGAGGUAGACAAAUUUGGUGAAAUGGUUCUCUCAGGUAUUCAAUCUCAAGGAGUCCCCUCUGUUGUCGCUGCCGUCAGCAAUCUCGAGAGUACGCCAGCCAAGAAGCACUCCGAUAUCAAAAAGUCGCUCUUGUCUUUCACUAACCACUUCUUUCCCGAGGAGACUAAAGUCCAUGCUUUAGAUAAUACUUCAGAAACUGUAAAUGUGCUUCGUAUGAUGGCCAACCAAUUGCCAAAGUCGAUCACUUGGCGUGACACUCAUCCCUAUAUGUUGGCAGAGAACGUUGAAUUUGAAGAGAAUCUUGCUGAUUCGUCAGUUGGUACUCUGAAGGUUACAGGGUAUGCCAGAGGGACCCAUUUCCAGGCCAAUCGACUGGUUCAUUUGCAGAACUUUGGUGACUUCCAAUUGGAAAAAAUUACAUCCGCCCCUAUCACACACAAGUCUGUUCAUGUGAACGGUAACGGUAUGGAUACCGAAGGCACUGAGACCGUUUUGGAUACUCCUGUCCCUGGAGAGCAGGAUGACCUGGCUGCAGAGAACGAGCCUGAUCUGCUGGCGAAUGAGCAGACUUGGCCUACUGAGGAAGAGCUUAUGGAAGCUGAAGAACGUGUCAAGAAUAUGGAUCCUUCUGAAAGGCCUGAGGAAUCAUUCAACAAUGCACCAAAGAAGGUCAUUCGACGUGUCCCCAAAGGAACAUCGAACUAUCAGGCUGCCUGGAUUGUAGAUUCUGAUCAUGAGAGCGAUGAAGACAUUGAUGAUGAAGAUGAUGACAUGGAUGAUCGUAUGGAUGACGAUGAUUUGCCUAGUGCACGUAAUGGAGCCGAGUCAGAGGAAGAAUACGAGGACCUUGAAGUUGAUACUGAGGACGCUACAAAAGAAGAAGAGACAUAUGAAGAUGAACUCGACAACGAAGAGGAGGCUCGUCAGUAUGCUGAAUAUCUGGCAAGAGAGAAGGAGAAUAGAGAUGAUAUGGAGUUUCCAGAUGAAGUUGAGGCGCCUAUGGAUGUUCCUGCUCGUGUCCGAUUUGCGCGUUACCGCGCCCUCGAAUCAUUCAGAACUUCGCCUUGGGAUCCAUAUGAGAAUCUUCCUCUGGACUAUGGUCGUAUAUUCCAGUUUGAGAACUUCCGACGCACUAAGCACCGUGUCAUGAAUCAGGCAAAGGAGGAUGGUGUCUUACCUGGUACUCACAUUACCUUGUACAUUGCUAAUGUUCCUCGAGCUGUUAUGGAUACCUACUCUGCCACACGCCCUUUCAUUAUCUUUGGGCUGCUGCAGUAUGAGCAUAAGAUGGGCGUCAUUAACGUUGUGGUCACCCGCAAUGCUGAAUACGAAGGGGUCGUCAAGGCCAAGGAUCCUCUUGUCCUUCACUGUGGCUUCAGACGAUUUGUGGUCCGCCCCAUCUUUUCACAAAACACUCGCAAUGGCAAGGGAACGAACAAUGUCCACAAGAGCGAGCGCUUCCUGCAACAGGGCCGUAGCACCGUUGUUACUGUCUAUGCGCCCAUUCAGUUUGGCAAUCUACCUGUCGUCCUGACUAAGGACUCUGAAGAUAUCAACUCACCUAUUCUUAUCGCGACAGGCACUGUUAUGGAUGCAGAUCCCAGGAGGAUUGUUGCCAAGAGGAUCAUCUUGACCGGACACCCCUAUAAAGUCCACAAGCGUUCCGCUACCAUUCGAUUCAUGUUCUUUAAUCCAGAUGAUGUUUGGUACUACAAGUCUGUGGAGCUCCGUACUAAACACGGCCGUACUGGCCACAUCAAGGAGUCACUAGGAACACAUGGAUAUUUUAAGGCCCAAUGGGACCAACAAAUAUCCAUGCAGGAUACUGUCAUGAUGUGCCUAUACAAGAGAAUAUUCCCUAAGUGGGGUACAACUCUCUGGGUGAAUCCCGAUGCUGGCAAGAUUGGCACGCAGGCGACGGUUACCACGACAGAAAGCAUGGACAUGGAUUAAAAGCAUUUAGAAGAGGAAUCUCUUCCUUCAUCGUCUAGAAAAUAUAUAUAUAUCAUGAAAUAUUCUUUUGCAUAUAAUACAUUCUUUUUCUUAAAAAAAUUUGUAAUAAUUUAUUUUGCUGACGCCAAUGACGAGUUGGGCUUGGGGCGAUCAAUGACGGAGAAUCGUAGUUGCG